Molecule: messenger RNA, 1431 nt
Organism: Pediculus humanus corporis (human body louse)
Lineage: Eukaryota; Metazoa; Arthropoda; Insecta; Psocodea; Pediculidae
Product: T-cell leukemia homeobox protein, putative
Exons: 4
Coding region: 1-1431 (476 amino acids)
Biological process (GO): regulation of transcription by RNA polymerase II; animal organ development
Cellular component (GO): nucleus
Molecular function (GO): RNA polymerase II cis-regulatory region sequence-specific DNA binding; DNA-binding transcription factor activity, RNA polymerase II-specific
Source: RefSeq, a predicted model, not a curated record
AUGGGAACGGCUUGCAAAAACGCAGGAAAUUUAGAUGCUUCCGACGAGGAUGAUCUCGAAAUAAACGUCGACGACGAUUCGCGUUGCGGAAGCGAUGUCGAGAGUGCAAACGGACUGGAAAAAAUUCACGGUUCCGUUGAAAAACAUUUCGGGUACUACCGGAACGAUAGGAAAUUUAUAAAAAACAACUGUGAUAUUAACGGUUACGUUUCCGAUCACAACAGAAACAAAACGACGAAAACGAUAAAUAAUAAAUCGGUGUCGGACGACGACGACGACGACGACGACGAAAACGAAAAACGUUACGAUAAAAUCCGACGUCACUACAACAAACAAGCGGAAAACAUAAUUCGGGGUUACAACGGUGAAAAUAAUAAUAAUAAUAAUAAUUUUCAAAGGGCGCGUAAUUGCGGAAAUGGUAAAACGGAAUCGAACAGUGACGAAAAUCAAAGUGAAUACGAGGACGUAGGUUCGCGUUCGAAUUCGCCAAAAACAUACAUUCCCAGUUUGAUGAGGGAUAAAUCGAACGAAAGGAGUGAGUCUAGUUCGCCGUUGGAAACGUCGACCGCGAGUAGUGCAGUGUUACCAUUCAGCAUUUCGAGGUUGCUCAGCCGUGAGAAAAGACACUCGGAAGAUGACGAUAGGCAUUCGGAUAGGAGUACUCCGAGUCCUAAAAAAUCACUCGCGGACGAAAACAACAGGACCGCAGAAGGUUUCGACGAUUCCGCUCUCGGUCUUUAUCCUCAUCCUGCCAUCGUUCAAUUUGCUGCCGGAGGUUUGAACGCGGCUUCGACUCGCAUGCCGGGUUUCCUAUACAACACGUCGGCUGGAGUCAUACGGGUUCCCGCACACAGGCCUCCGGUUCCGGGUGGUAUAUCCGCACCGCCGGCUGCGUUUGCGUCGCAAGUUGUUAAAGAACGUUUAUCCGCAACGUUUCCAAUGACUAGGAGAAUAGGACACCCGUAUCAGAAUAGAACGCCGCCGAAACGGAAAAAACCAAGGACGUCAUUUACGAGAUUACAAAUAGCUGAAUUGGAAAAAAAAUUUCACAAACAAAAAUAUUUAGCAUCCGCGGAAAGAGCUUCGCUAGCGAAAACGUUAAAAAUGACGGAUGCUCAAGUGAAAACGUGGUUUCAGAACAGGAGAACAAAAUGGAGGAGGCAAACGGCCGAAGAACGGGAAGCCGAACGUCAAGCAGCAAAUCGUUUGAUGAUGUCACUUCAAGCGGAAGCAUUAAGCAAAGGUAUAUACCAUUCGGAAAGGUCGCCGGCUGUACCAGUACCCGGUCCGGGUUCUUCCGGUGAUAACACGAGCCUGAACGCUUUACAAAAUCUUCAACCCUGGGCGGGAAACGGUUCCGUUCCACCCCCGCCUCCUCCGCCAUCUCAUUACUCAAUGAAUCCGCCACCGUUGGCAUCGCCGAUAUGCUAA